This is a messenger RNA of Eimeria necatrix, 553 nucleotides long. RefSeq lists its product as hypothetical. Lineage: Eukaryota; Apicomplexa; Conoidasida; Eucoccidiorida; Eimeriidae. The transcript has 2 exons. The record is from RefSeq and is a predicted model, not a curated record. Gene Ontology annotation, molecular function: RNA binding. The annotation marks the transcript as partial.
GGAAGACUGCGAGGUGGUGCAGCUGCCGCUGGACGCAGUGGCCUACGUGACGGGCUCCAAAGGCAGCAACUUGCGCCGCGUCGAAGAAGAAACUGGAACUUUUAUUUUUCUCGACGGCGCUCGCGGCGGCGGCGAAGAAAGACUUUUGAUUUUCUGCUUCGACUCCGACGCGCGCCGCCGGGCCCGCAUGCGCAUAGAAGAUCGUAUAGACGAGAAGCUCUCCGGCAGGGCCAGGCCGUUGUACCACGGGGGCAGGUACCGGUCUCCGUCUCCGCGGCGCGGGGACUACGGGGGCUACGGGCGGUACGAAGAGCGCGGGGGCUACGGCAGCAGCAGCUACGGAGGCAGCAGCAGCAGCAGCAGCUACUACGGGGGCUACCCCAGCAGCAGCUACCGCAGCAGCAGAGGCAGCGGCUACCGCAGCAGAUCUCCCAGCAGAAGCAGGGGCGGCUACUACAGGUCUCGCAGCAGAUCUCAAGACUACUGGAGGGGGAGGUCCCGCAGUCCUUUCCGCAGAGAAAGGUCUUACAACAGGUGCGGCUCCCCCAAGUGA